Messenger RNA from Trichobilharzia regenti, 4113 nucleotides. The record is from the annotation of a GenBank genome assembly. NCBI's taxonomy places the organism in Eukaryota, Metazoa, Platyhelminthes, Trematoda, Strigeidida, Schistosomatidae.
UUCGCAUAUUUUCAAAUACUUGCGUUCCUAUUUAAUAGUCAGAGGUCUCUGAAGAUAAGCCGUGUAAACAAUGACUUUUAUGGAUACCAUUGUAAACUAUGAAACUUGACUGUGUGAUGGAAUGUACCUUUAAAGCUGGAGACCUCGUGAAAGCGAAUUAUACCUUUAAAAAAGAUAAAAAUGAGGAUUUGCCUUUUCGUAAAAAUGAUACACUGGAGAUAAUUAAUAUUGGAAAGGAUCCUAAUUGGGCUCAUGCGAAAAAUACUUUGGGAGAAACUGGACUUAUUCCUCUAAAUUAUGUACAACGUAAAAAUGACUCCCUGGAUAGCAUCCAGAAUCACUGUUGGUAUCAUGGAAGAAUUUCCCGGGCAGAAUCAGAAAGUUUACUAUGUGGCAGUCCCAUUGGAAGCUUCUUAAUUCGUGAAUCGGAUUUAUAUACUGGAGAUCUAACUCUUUGUGUAGUUGGACCUCCAUGUAUGGCUGAAAGCUCUGAUGUCAAUGAACAUGAGAAUUCUACGGCAUUGUCUACAGAUGUUCCAACCAAUGUACAACACUAUAGAAUCAUACGUAGACCUUUUAAAUCUGUUCAUCCCAAGCAACAUUUUGAGUAUUCGACAACGUCUUCAAUUUGUAGCAAGAUUCAUUACACACUGGAUGAAACUGAUUGGUUUUCAAGUCUUCAAGAACUUGUUCAGUUUUAUUCUCAACCUAAACGUGGAUUAGUUUGUGCACUCCAUCAUCCAGUUCCUGAUAUGCAGAGGAAACGACUCAGUAAAUUACAGAAAUCUGGUUAUCUCAUCUUUCGCAAGGAUAUUGUGUUGGGUGAUCGAAUUGGUCGGGGAGAAUUCGGGGAAGUUCUUAAAGCUAAUUAUAAUGGUCGACAAGUGGCGGUGAAAAUCUAUAAAAAGACUGCUUCCAAACUAGCUAUAACUUAUGAAGCAUCACUUAUGACGAAAAUAAAUCAUCCCAAUUUAAUUUCAUUCAUUGGUUUGGUGUAUGAACCAGAUGAUGCUGUUUAUCUAGUCACAGAAUAUUUAGCCAAUGGAAGUCUGUUAACCUAUCUGCACUCUCGUACACGUGAUGAAAUAACAGAUGUGACAAAAUUGAAAUUUAGCAUUGAUGUUUGUCGUGGUCUGGUUUAUCUUGAAGAACGUGAUUUCAUUCAUCGUGAUAUUGCUGCUCGGAAUAUUCUGUUAUCUGGACAGGCGCCAAAUUUAAUUGCUAAAGUAGCUGACUUCGGUAUGGCUAGAGAUCUGCACGAUUUAUCAACUAUCGGUGCUAUAUCACAUCAACCAAAGUCAGCUAAUACACCAACACUGAUUAUCAGGAGUUCACCACAUGUAGCAGGAGAUUCAGUGGAAAAAUAUCCCACUACCACCACCGUACAACAUCACCACUCUCAGGAUAAUAGUCGUCGUCAGCAGCACCAGCCUUUUGAGACAAAUACAUCACCACCACCGACAUCGUUAAAUGCAAUGGCACUACAUGAUAAUGCAGCGAUUCCUUUGAAAUGGACAGCUCCGGAAGCUAUACGGGAUAGAUUGUUUACAACCAAAUCAGAUGUUUGGAGUUUUGGUAUCCUUUUAUGGGAGAUCUAUUCUUAUGGGCGUAUACCAUAUCCACGAAUGAUGGCUAAUCAAGUAUUGCGUCAUAUUGAAUCUGGAUAUAGAAUGAAAUCACCUGAAAAUUGUCCAUCAACAAUAUACUCACUUAUGUUACGUACAUGGCAGAGUGAACCAAAUCACAGACCAAGUUUCGUGGACAUAUUAAGUGAACUUAUUAAAUUGUAUACUACAACAACAGCAACGGCACCAACCUCUAGUCCUACUACUUCUAGUCAUGUCGGUAUUGUUAUGACACUUACGUCGUCAUCACCGUCUCAUCAUUGUUCUAUUCCAUUGACUAGUGACCGCAUUAUUGAUGAUGGUUGUUCCAUCUCAGAUUCAAGAAAGAUAUCUAAAGAUUUUGAUAACAGUAAUGAUGACAAGAAGACAUUAACUAACUCUAAUGCAAUUUCGUAUGUACCAUCUGAUUCAAAUGAAGGUAAUACUAACCGCAAGGUUAGAAAACAUAUGGUGAGUGGUGAUUCCACUCUGAAGUCAUCAUCGUCGUGUUUUCGGCAUAGACAUGGUCGACCAAAAACACUAGCUGACUUGAUGGCUGAACCUCUGUCACAGACAUAUCAUCAUCAUCACAAUAAUGAAUCAAUAGAUAUGCUUACAAAAUCAGCUAAUCAGACUUCUGUAGCAAUGAGUCGUUCAUUCACACUAACGACAACAUCACCUAAAACUAAUUUAUGCAUAACUAACAACAAUAAGAACAACAAAUCAGCAAAAACUCCAGAUGAGUCUAAAUUAUCCUAUAUAAUGCCGUUGGAACGCUUAAAACUAUAAUACUAUAAUAAAGUAUUUUCAUUCAUUUGUUCAUUAUUACAUACUUGUAAAAGCGCCUUGUGUACAUUUGCCUAAUUUUUUUCUGUAUGAGUGGGCGUGUGUGUACGUGCCUAAGAUUCUCCUCCUUCACUAGCCUUCAUUUCAUUUAUUCUCAUUGUAUUUUGUGUGUGUGUGUGUGUCAGUGUUUACAGCUAUUGUCAUCAGCGUAUUAUUGGGCAACUCUAUUUUAUCCUGCCAGGUAUACACUAUUGAUUGUCUGUUAUUGUCACUGUUGCAACAUAUAUUAUUAUAGUGAGCAUCGUUUCAUGUUUGAUAUAUCAUUCAUGCCAAAUACUUUUAGUAAUAAUCAUAAUAAUAAUAAUAAUACAUAGCAGAACAGAUUUUAUAUUUAUGAUAUAUAUGCACAUACAGAGAGUUAUUUGGACUUUGCCAUCAUCCUAACUAGAUAUAACCAUCAUAUGUAUAUAUAUAUGUGUGUGUAUGUAUGUGUCAGAGGAUGUGACGAUUUUUUUUCAAUGCUGUACAAAGGGUGUUCUGUAUUUAUGCCUUAGUAACAUUGCUAAUUUAUAUUGUUGUUUUUUUUUCUUCUGUAUAUGCUGUUUUGAUCUGGUUCUCUUGACUUAUUUAUCUAUCGUUGAACACGUUAAUCUUUUUAUUCUUUAUGAUACUGAAUUGGGACGGGUGUAGAGGACGGUGAUGUUUUGUUCAUUUGUGAUUUGCAUAAAUGCAUAUUUGCCUAUAUCUAAUGCAUAUUUGACCAAACUCUUCUUAGUUUACUCUUGUUCGGUAGACGCAUGACCUACUAUUAUUAUUGUUCAAUCAGUAUUUAUUUUGUUUUUUACGUUCCUACUGGAACAUAGGACUUCAGCCUUGAAGUUUCACUAGCCGAGGUUUUGAUAUAAGAAUAAAACUUGUGCACUUUGGUAGAGUAUAAUUCCAUUAUGGGUAAAUUUUUGUUUUCAUAAAGUCUCACAGUGUUAUACAGUAAUGUUUACUGAUGACGUUUCGAGCACAAUUUAUUACUGCUCAUAAUCAUAUCAAGACACUACUAACACGACUUCCUAACUUCAUUUAUAUAGUUCCAUUGUUUUUCAUCGCUUGAUUUGAUUGGCAGUAGUAUUUCCCAUAUUUCAGGUAUGAGUGAUGACUCAUUCCUGUUGCAUGUGUUUGGUGUAGACUCGCUGAACAAGGAUUCAGUAAUCAAUAUCUCUCUUUCUCCACCAACCUAUAUUACAUUUUAGAAUUUUAACCCUCUCCCACCACCUUAUUGUGUGGUUGUUUGUUAAUGCGUGAAGUGCAAUAGCUGAACUUUUUUCUAAAUUACUUAUCUUCUCGGGGUCAACCAUUCUUACCUUAGCUAAAUUCUUAUGUUCCGACAAUCUGACUACCCCUGACCUACUAGUUUGACCUAUGUAGCUGACGUAGCUCACAGUCAUUGCAUGGUAUUUUGUAAAUUAUAUUAUUUUGUCUAAUUGGGUCAACUGGGUCCUUUAACCUACUCAGCUUGUCCCUGAGUGAGUUUGUAAGUUGAAAUGCCACCCUAAUUCCUCCUUUAUUUAGAAUCCUACGCGAGGUUUCAGAUGUCCCCUCUUUAUAUGGUAUAACUGUAGAUGACUUAUAUUCUUUCUUAUUUAUGUUAUUAUUAAUAGUUUCACAAUUAUUUUUCGUUUGGCCUUUUUUGAUCUUCCUAAUAAAUUUUAAAGGAUAGUUACUUAACACC